AGGGGCGUGCCUUUCUCCCCCCUACUCCUUGCAAAAUAGAGCGCUGGGAAAGGUUGUGCAGAAUGUGUCGUUGCCGAUAGGCAGGCUGGGGAAAGAGGGCGAAGUAGGGGAAAGGGCGAGGUAGGGAAGGAGGGCUGGCCCCGUUUCCUCCUGCAGAAGACCGUGGGCGGGCGCCGUUGCAAUUGCAAGCAAGCCAGCAAGAAUCCAGCUGCCAUGGCCCUGCUCCGAGGUGUAUUCAUUGUUUCUGCCAAAAGGACCCCCUUUGGGGCGUAUGGAGGCCUUCUCAAGGACUUCACCGCCACAGACCUCACAGAGUUUGCGGCACGGGCAGCCCUGUCUGCUGGCAAAGUGUCUCCUGAAAUCAUCGACAGCGUGAUUGUGGGCAAUGUGAUGCAGAGCUCUUCAGAUGCUGCUUACAUUGCAAGACACGUUGGGUUGCGGGUUGGAGUGCCGAUCCCAGUUCCGGGCCUAACAGUUAACAGACUCUGUGGGUCAGGUUUCCAGUCCAUUGCCAAUGGGUGCCAGGAAAUCUGCCUUAAAGAAUCAGAGGUGGUUUUAUGUGGUGGAACAGAAAACAUGAGCCAGUCUCCGUACGCCGUCCGAAACAUUCGCUUUGGAACAAAAUUUGGAGUCGAUCUCAAGAUGGAAGACACUUUAUGGGCAGGGCUGACGGAUCAACACAUUAAGACCCCGAUGGGAGUCACAGCUGAAAAUCUAGCUGCCAAAUAUGACAUCACGCGAGAAGACUGUGAUCGCUACGCUGUGAAGACCCAGCAGAGGUGGAAGGCAGCGCACGAAGCAGGUUACUUCAAGGCGGAGAUGGCUCCGAUCGAAGUGAAGACCAAGAAAGGAAAACAGAGUAUGGAUCGAGAUGAACAUCCCCGGCCGGAGACGACUGUAGAGCAGUUGGGAAAGCUCCCCACGGUUUUCAAGAAAGACGGGACGGUCACCGCUGGAAACGCUUCGGGUGUCUGCGACGGGGCCGGAGCCGUGAUAAUUGCCAGCGAAGAGGCUGUUAAAAAGCACAGCCUCACCCCCCUGGCCAGAAUAGUAGCUUAUCACGCGUGUGGCUGCGACCCCAACAUCAUGGGCAUUGGUCCAGUGGCUGCCAUUACUGAAGCGCUGAAGAAAGCCAGCCUUUCUCUGAAAGACAUGGACUUGGUUGAGGUUAACGAAGCUUUUGCUCCACAAUACUUAGCAGUCGAGAAGGUUUUGGGCCUGGACCCUGAGAAGACAAAUGUGGACGGAGGAGCCAUCGCCCUGGGUCACCCUUUGGGGGCCUCGGGUUCGAGGAUCACCGCUCAUCUGGUUCAUGAACUAAAGCGCCGUGGAGGUAAAUACGCCGUUGGUUCUGCUUGCAUUGGGGGUGGCCAGGGAAUCGCUGUCAUCAUUCAGAAUACAGCCUAAAGCGACCUUUCUGGAGCCUUUGGUGUCUCGACGCUGAACCUUCCAUCAACUGUUACAUGUAUGCCAGAAGUAUAAAGAGGGAAGAAAACAGCUCAGCGUUUUCUAAUUUGGAAAAGGACCGUCCUAAACCAUCCAGUACAGUAAAGAAACAACUGCAGUCUGGUUUUAUUUCCUUCCUCCAAUGAAAAUAACUAGAUAAUUUCAAAUUCAGCCCGUUUAGCCAUUAACUUUUUACUACCUCUUGCUGAGCGUAAAACAGAAUUAAUCUCGGAACAGGGAUUUUCCUUAAGAAAUACUAGCCUGCCAAGUAUCUGCUAAACUUGCCUUACAGCCCAGGUGGGAGUGCGGCGUUUCCCGUAACCAUAGUGUUUAUCAACACUGCGUUUCCUCUUGGGGGGAUCGUCUUGCUGGUACUUUGGCAUAAAUGUACACGGAUUUAGGAUUCUUGCAUGGUCAGGAAGCGCAGACCUUUGAGGGAACGAUUUAACAGAUCGUAUGUCUGGGAGUAGGUUGUGAUUUACGUUUUUAAGACCUGAGGAACAAAACUGUGAUAAAUCUAAUGUGCCUUUCCUGUAGAAAAAUUAAAAAGCAGAUUUUGGAGCUUU
Heteronotia binoei (common prickly gecko) is the source of this 2012-nucleotide messenger RNA. RefSeq names its product acetyl-CoA acyltransferase 2 (gene ACAA2). Gene Ontology annotation, biological process: fatty acid beta-oxidation. Gene Ontology annotation, molecular function: acetyl-CoA C-acetyltransferase activity. Lineage: Eukaryota; Metazoa; Chordata; Lepidosauria; Squamata; Gekkonidae. The record is from RefSeq and is a predicted model, not a curated record. The transcript is spliced from 10 exons. Bases 214 to 1407 code for a protein of 397 amino acids.